Molecule: messenger RNA, 3391 nt
Organism: Pangasianodon hypophthalmus (striped catfish)
Lineage: Eukaryota; Metazoa; Chordata; Actinopteri; Siluriformes; Pangasiidae
Gene: fndc10
Product: fibronectin type III domain containing 10
Exons: 2
Coding region: 847-1731 (294 amino acids)
Source: RefSeq, a predicted model, not a curated record
UCUGUACUGGAAUCAGUUCACCUGCUUCGAGUCUUCGGGUCUGAGGCGUUCGGUCAUCACGUGACAGUGACAGUGAUGAGCUGAACCAUGCAGCCUGAGCCGGAACAAUGAAUUAAUGCUUUCUGUUUCUUAUAGAGUUAUAGUUUUGUCUUGUUUGUAUUGUGAUCAACGAUUGCUUCUCCUGUCGACCACAAGAUGGCGCCGCACACUGACAGCAGCAGCAUCCUCCAUAACACUGCGCCUUCAUUUUCUUUUCUCACGUCCUCUUCAUCAUCCUCCUCAUCCUCCUGAAUGAUGGAGGAAGCAGGCUGCUGGAGCGACGCACUGGAGGAGAUGUGAGGAGGCAAAGCGCGACGUCAUGACCCGAGAUUAUAAACACUCACUGACGUCAUCGCGUCACUCACCUACAUCCUCCACGACAGCCGUCAGGCGGCCAGAGGAAGAGAGAGGAGGAGGAGGAGGAGGACAGCGACAUGGUGCCUGCCUCAUCACGUAAGCAGUGCUGUAGCUAAUGAAACUCAUGCAUGGACAGAAUGCAGCUAUUCUUGGGGAAAUAGUGUGAUUGGUGUCCUAACGUGUGACUGCUGCACCUCUCUGUCUCUGUGUCCCUCUCUAAAGACUGUGGAAAUCUGCAUAAAUCAGGGAAAGGUGGAUUUUAGCUCAGCCUGAUCACUUCCUUUGAGAACAGGCUGUGAGAGUGAUGUGAUGUGAUGAGAUGAGAUGUGACGGUCUGCGACGCUCCUCUCUCGGGUUCCUCCCGCUGUGACCGUGCCACCUGGCUUCGCUGAGAUGCGCGCAGAGACACAGUAAGGUACGAAAGUGUAAUAAUCCGCUCAGGAGAGAGAAAUGAGGAGCCACCAGAGCUGGCUGGUCGUCUCCUGUCUCUCUGUGCUGCUCUGCUGCUGGACCGGAGCGAGCGCCUGGCGGACACGUGACGUCAGUAAUAAUAAUUCUUACAGCCUGAUAAAAGUCGCGCCACCGCACGUCAGAAGCAGAGACGGCGAGUUUGAGCCGAAGCGGCAGGAAAGCGGAACCAACUCGAGCAGCAGCAAUGGCGACUUGCUCAAACAAGGUAGCGUGUGUGCGUACCGCGUCCUGGAGAGAGGCGAAGACGGACGGCUAUGUUUCCGACACGCUCGGGUCAACUUCACCUGUCCCGGCAGCACCUGCAGACAGGUGCGAUCACCUGGAGGUCACCUGGUCGCCAACCUGCUCUCCAACAGCACUGUGCUGCUCCAGUGGACUUACCCCAUGGUGCAGGAUAAAUCAGGACACGUUCUAGUGAACUCAGAGAUCCCGACAGAACCCACAGGGUCUCCACCUGCCCCACCAAAGAUGCCCAGCGUGGGGCAGCGGGAGCCUCAGGGGGGCUUCAGGAUGAGGUGCUGGUGGAACGGCAGCUACACUCAGUUCGAGUGUGCGAGUGUGCACCUGGCCAGCGGCUGCAGGGACUAUUUACUGAGCGAGCUCCACGAAAAUGUGCCCUACCGAAUCUGCCUGCAGCCGGCGGUUUGGGACGGGCCCGGCGAGUGUGUGGAGUUCAGCGUGUCGCCCACUGGGAUGCAGGACAUCGUGAUUGCCAUGAUGACGGUGGGCGGAGCCAUCUGCGUGAUGCUCGUCAUCAUCUGCCUGCUGGUGGCCUACAUCACAGAGAACAUCAUGAGUCCCAACGCGCAGCACACACUCGCCGCACAGCAGCACUCUCGCCGUUCACACAACACGUACCUCUGAACAUGCAGGGAUCAACACACACACACAUACACACACACACACACAUCAACAGUUGAGACCAUGGUUUCUUCAGGUAGGACGUGUUCCUGAAUCAGUCACUGCCCUCUGAUCAGCUUCAUCAGCUUUUUUCCCCAGAAAGACGAACCCACUGUUUGUUUGUUUGUUUGUUUUUUUUCUAUAGUGUAUGCUUCCUGGGUUAAAGUUCACCUCAUUGUACUCGACAGUAAAUAAACAUGAUUUCAUCACAACACACACCCUUUUACUUUCAAAUGAAGUGGCUUUCUAGUCAGUUUUAUUUGCUUUCAGUCAGGUUUCAGUUCGAUAUUAAAAUAUGCUCCAUCACUUUGGCUUCGUUGAUGAACAGAUCAGCAGAGCUCCACACUUCAGGUUUGUUUUACGAGAAGCUGAGGCGCACACUGAUGACAUCAGAUGGCAGUGAGUGGUUAAACAGAAACAUUCCUCACCACGUUCAUCUCUCUGUACCUACACAUAAUUCUAAAAAAAAUCCACAAACACCCUCCUACAGACCUCUCAUAUGAACAGAUACACACUUCUGUCACUUAUGGCACUCAAACAAAACCGUAACAAAUGAGGUCCUCGACAAACACUCUAACAGCCUCUUACAGCCCACACACACACACACACACACACACAUACACACAAACUCUACUAUCUCUGUGAGCUUCUGGUGACACCCACGCCAAAAAGACUGUGGCAAAAUACACACAUCAUAAAACUCGUUUUAGUUUAGACAUGAGCAUUGCUGCAUUUUGUGUUUUCUUUUUAUCUUGAAGCAAAAAAAUAAUAAAAUCUCACUGGAACCUCGGUUCUGAUCGGAUCCAUGUUCACAUAUCACAGCGUGUGUGUGUGUGUGUGUGUGUAAACACACAGAUCAGGUAGAAAAGCAAAUAAAAACAAGACUUGAUUUAUACAUCUACACACAAACAUCCGCCAAUAAGCUGUUGCGCCCCCUACCUGUGACUGUGUGAACUGACGUGUACCACUGAACUGUGCACAUUAGCGAAACUAGAUUAGCCAGGUAGCCGUAGGAGCAUGUGAUUACAAUAAAAGGUUUAAACUUAAGAUUUUUUGUUAAAUAUAGAUAACCGAGUGAAGGAUGAUCGUGUCAUGAGUGAUAUGAGUUUAAAGGAGGAGUUUGUCUGAAAAUGCUAUCGUGGCUAAUGCAUCUAGCAUCUUUAUGGUACACCUGAUUUGCCUAUAUUUUCAACCGAAACAUAGUGAAGAAGUUUAAAACAAAGAGUUGGAGAUAUGAUUAUUAGGUUGAAAGCUGAUGGGAAAAUGAUUGAAUGCUAACUGCAUCCUAUUAGCAUUCGUUUAGCAUUAGCAACAUUAGCAUUUUAGGCAAAGUGUUCUUACUGCUUUGAGAAUGAAAGAAGCACCUGACUUUUUUUUAAUAGUUUUUCUCCUCUAUGGGAGCAAUGCUGUUUUAUUUCUGUAGGACUUUACAGUAAUACAGUCGGCUAACACACGCCAUCGUUGUGGUGGCUACAAUAAGAUUUUAUGCCUUACAAAGUUAAUAAUAUUCAGUUAUACUGAGGACACGCAGACUGGUGAAGCAAUCUGAAUACUGUGCUAUUUUUUCCUCUCUGUUAUACAAAACCUCUUGUGUCAAUAAAAGAAUAAUUAGUCUAAUUUCAAA